Messenger RNA from Neoarthrinium moseri, 783 nucleotides. RefSeq lists its product as uncharacterized. Bases 1 to 783 code for a protein of 260 amino acids. Gene Ontology annotation, cellular component: cytoplasm. Gene Ontology annotation, molecular function: carboxy-lyase activity. The transcript is spliced from 2 exons. Gene Ontology annotation, biological process: cinnamic acid catabolic process; ferulate metabolic process. The record is from RefSeq and is a predicted model, not a curated record. NCBI's taxonomy places the organism in Eukaryota, Fungi, Ascomycota, Sordariomycetes, Amphisphaeriales, Apiosporaceae.
AUGUGGAAGAAGGAGGGCAAAGAUGUCCCUUGGGCGCUGUGCUUUGGCGUACCACCAGCUGCUAUCAUGGCGUCCUCAAUGCCCAUUCCUGACGGUGUUACCGAGGCGGGCUACGUCAGCGCAAUGACUGGCCGUCCGUUGGAACUUGUUAAGAGCGAUACAAAUGAAUUGUACGUGCCAGCAAAUUCCGAGAUUGUUUUCGAGGGCACAUUGUCAAUCACCAAGACCGGGGACGAGGGUCCUUUUGGAGAAAUGCACGGCUACGUAUUCCCUGCGGACACCCACAAAUUUCCGUUGUCUGGCCUGCCUAUCAUGGAUGCAUUCUCUCCAUCUGAGUCGCAGGUGACCUGGGUCGCCCUCAAGGUUGAUACUCGUAGUCUACGAGAAUUGAAAUGGACACUCAAGGAGCUGCAGAAGAAGGUUGGCGACGUGGUAUUCGCCCACAAAGCUGGCCAUACUAUACAUAGGCUUGUUCUUGUUGGAGAAGACAUCGACGUUUAUGAUGGGAAAGAUGUGAUGUGGGCCUUUUCAACCCGAUGCCGCCCUAACGCCGACGAGACAUUCUUCGAGAACGUCCGAGGGUUUCCUCUCAUCCCUUACAUGUCUCACGGCACUGGUCCCCCAAACAAAGGCGGAAAGGUUGUUUCGGAUGCCCUUUUGCCAGCAGAGUACAUCUUUGGGGCCGAUUGGGUGGCUGCUGACUUUGAGAAUUCUUAUCCCGAGGAUAUCAAAGCAAAGGUGCGUGGAAGGUGGGAGUCGCUCGGUUUCAAGAGCCUCGAUUAG